This is a messenger RNA of Botrytis deweyae, 972 nucleotides long. RefSeq lists its product as uncharacterized. The transcript is spliced from 2 exons. Lineage: Eukaryota; Fungi; Ascomycota; Leotiomycetes; Helotiales; Sclerotiniaceae. Bases 1 to 972 code for a protein of 323 amino acids. The record is from RefSeq and is a predicted model, not a curated record.
AUGGGACUCUCUAUUUCACGCAAUGUGGAAAGAAGAAGGCAGAUGGAUCCUAUUUCAACGCCUCGAAUUCCAAGUAUUCAAAGAGCCCAAAGUACAAAAACACAUCGUUCUGAUGGAUUGUGGAAAUUUCCCUCAAAGGUGCGAGCCAUCAUCUUCUUCUACGCCCUUUACGAUUCUUGGCACGGAAAACCGCCAAACUUUCUCAAAGCCUUGAGGGGGGAUUGUGGCUUAUACUUUGAGGCUCUGCCAAUCUUUUACAAGCAUAACGAAUAUGCGUUGAGUCGUUGGAGAGUUGUUAGACCCCCUUAUGGACUGGGGUUCUUGCGCAGGGUUCAAAAUCUACGAAUGAGAAUAAAUUUGCGGAAAGUACGUUACGUAAAGUUGAAUCAUGACCAGCAAGUGGCUACGGAGCGAGAAGGACUGUUGCAAGCUGUUGAUCUAUUUCUUCCUGAGCCGAGCAAUAGACUGUGUUUCUCACUUGUGGACACAUGGCCGUUGCCCAGAAGGCACCCCCCAACGUUCUCGCUAGCAGAAUCGAUCAAUAUGUAUGUGAGCUACGCUGAGCGUCUCGAAACGAUCCGUCAAUGCUUCGAGAGAUAUCGUCAAAAGUUAGCAGAAAAACCCCAGUAUGAAUGUCAUCCAGCUCCCAUCUUAUCAAUCACAUUCGAGGAAGGCCAUAUGAGACGAAGUGGGUUGAUUAUACAUCACCUGUUAGAGUAUCUACGUUUUUACAUACCGAUGAAAGAUCAGAGACUUGCAACUGUUAACUCAUCAGGUCCUACUACGUGGGAAUGGGAAACGGAAUGGGGAAAUGAUUUAAUGAAGCAAUUCAAAUCAGCUCAUUCAGGAAAGAAACGGAGAAAAUGGCAUCUACCAUCUACUAUUCGUGAAACACUGGAAAAGGAUCAUGAACUGUGGGUACAACAUUGUCUUGACAAUAGUAAACGUUAUAGACUUCCAGAGCUUCACUAG